UAGAGGACCCUUGCUGAGCUGCAGAGGCUUGUUGUGAUCGACAAAGAAUGAAAACAUGAGAGCGUGGGUGGAAACAUUCUUGCUGCUGCUGUUGGCCGCUUUGCCACCAGUCCAAACACGCAGAUUCUCGUCCUUUUUCGGCCCCAGUUCUUACAAAGUCAGCAGCCUCAAUGGCGUGGACCCUGGAGCUCCUCUUUUUGUCACUCCCUAUCUGGAGAAGGGUGCCAUUGAUGAAGCCAGGGCACUAAGUCAGGUUAGAGAGCUGCCUGGUGACAACGUGAAGAGUCAUGCAGGUUAUUUCACGGUCAACAAGAAAUACAACAGCAAUCUCUUCUUCUGGUUCUUCCCUGCACUCAUGCCCACCCAGAAGAAGUCUCCAGUCCUGCUGUGGCUCCAGGGCGGUCCUGGUGGCACCUCACUGUUUGGGCUCUUUGUGGAACAUGGACCUUAUGUGGUUUAUAAGAACAUGACAGUGGGUCUGAGGGAUUACGCCUGGACUAAAAGAUAUUCUGUGUUAUACAUUGAUAAUCCAGUUGGAACAGGUUACAGCUUCACUGAUGAUGAUCGGGGUUUUGCUCAGAAUCAGGAUGAUGUAGGCAGAGAUCUAUACAGUGCUUUAACGCAGUUCUUCCAACUCUUUCCGGAAUAUCAGUCAAACGACUUCUAUGCUACUGGAGAGUCGUACGCAGGGAAGUACGUUCCUGCUGUGUCGUACUACAUCCAUAAAAACAACCCCACCGCCAAGGUAAAGAUCAACUUUAAGGGCAUGGCCAUCGGUGAUGGCCUGUGUGACCCGGAAAUGAUGUUGGGUGGCUAUGGGGAGUUUUUGUACCAGACGGGUAUGAUCGAUGAAAUCCAAAAACAAUACGUCAUAAAGCAGACCGACUUGGGUGUCCAACUCAUUCAGCAGCAGCAGUGGCUGGAGGCCUUCAAGGUUUUUGACAGCUUGCUGAACGGGGACAUGUCGACAUAUCCUUCCUUCUUCCAGAAUGCAACAGGCUGCACCAACUACUUCAACUACUUGUUAUGUCAGGAACCAGAAGACCAGGAAUACUUCAGCAGGUUUGUGACGCUCCCAGAGGUGCGGCGCGCCAUCCACGUGGGCAACCUGGAGUUUCACGAUGGCUCGCAGGUGGAGAAGCACCUGCUGCAGGACGUGAUGAAGAGCAUCAAACCCUGGCUGGCCGUGCUCAUGGACAACUACAAGGUGUUGAUUUAUAGCGGCCAGCUGGACGUGAUCGUCGCGGCCCCUCUGACGGAGAGGUUCCUGCCCACCGUCAACUGGACCGGAGCGGACGACUACAGGUCGGCGCCUCGCUUCCACUGGAAGGUUCAGCCCACCGACACGGAGGUGGCAGGUUAUGUCAGACAAGUGGGAGAGUUCUACCAGGUCGUCAUUAGAGGAGGCGGCCACAUUCUGCCUUAUGACCAACCAGCAAGGUCCUUUGAUAUGAUUGACAGGUUCCUCUCCACGCGAGGAUGGAAGUAAAGGGAUUUCUUCUUAAAGAUGAUCAACCACUGUGAAAAUCAAUAAGCACAAUGAUUGUUUUACAGAUAUUUGCUAAUCAUCUCCAUAAUGGAUUUGUGUUCUAAUGGCUGCUCAUGUUUUAGUCAUCACUUUACAAUCUUGUACUGUACAAGUCUUAGACCAUUUUAGACUCUUUUAUAUGUUUUUAAAUUAAAGUUGGCUGCAUUUACCCCCCCCUCCCGAAAAAAAUAUUUCUGUUUUUGUUUUUUUGAUUUUACCAGGAAAUAAAAUGCACUUUU
Molecule: messenger RNA, 1767 nt
Organism: Entelurus aequoreus (snake pipefish)
Lineage: Eukaryota; Metazoa; Chordata; Actinopteri; Syngnathiformes; Syngnathidae
Product: probable serine carboxypeptidase CPVL
Exons: 13
Coding region: 56-1489 (477 amino acids)
Biological process (GO): proteolysis
Molecular function (GO): serine-type carboxypeptidase activity
Source: RefSeq, a predicted model, not a curated record